GUUAGCGCUCGUCUUCGCACGACACGUACCCACACCAGUCAGGUCGGUGGUGUGUCAUACACCAGCCAAUCCACUUCCGACGUUCAAAAAGAAACAGUGAACGAGGGGCGAGGAUUAGGGAAGAUAAAAGAAAGGGAAGAAAACUAAUCAACCAUUCAAUGGCUAUCUUUCCUGCUCUUCUCUUCUUGGUUUUUGCUAUUGUUCUUCUAACCUUGGCUACUUUCAAUGGAGGUCGAGCAAGGAAUAAAACCAACCAACCACCUUCUCCAUCCAAGCUUCCGAUCAUUGGCAACCUCCACCAGCUAGGUGGGCCUAAUUCCCUUCUACACCUUUCUCUACGGUCGCUCUCCGACAAACACGGCCCGCUAAUGCUCCUGCACAUGGGGAGCAUUGCUACUCUCGUAGUUUCAUCGGCAGAGAUGGCUGAAGAGAUCUUGAAAACCCAUGAUCUUGUUUUUGCAAGCCGACCUUGGCCCUGUUCGAACGCAGCCAAGCAGCUUCUCUACGGUUGCAAUGACUUGGCCUUUUCACCCUAUGGGGAGUAUUGGAGGCAAGUUAGGAAAAUCUGCGUUAUUGAACUUUUGAGUGGUAAGAGAGUGCAGUCAUUCACUUUUAUUAGGGAAGAAGAAGUUAGGAAUAUGACCGAGGUUAUUAAAGAUUCUUGUUCGAUCUCGGCCGUUAAUCUAACCGACAUGUUUCUCUCCCUAUUGAGCAGCAUAGUCUCAAGGGUUGCUUUCGGGAAGAAGUACACAGGAGGAGAGAAUGGAGAGAUUAGAUUCUCGGAUCUAGCCAAGGAAUUGCAAGUUCUUUUGGGAUCUUUCAGUGUGGGAGAUUAUUUUCCAUCAUUUGGAUGGAUGGAUGUCCUCAGUGGCUUAGAUGCUAGAUUGAAGAGAAUUUCUCAAGGCAUGGAUGAUUUUCUUGAUCAAGUGAUUGAGGACCAUCUCAUUCGUGGGAAUGUCAACAAUGAUGGAAAUAACGAUGAGCGUAAGGACCUUGUGGAUGUAUUGCUCCACCUUCAAAAGGAUGCCAAUGCCGACAUCCAUCUCACGAAAGAUAACCUGAAAGCCAUCAUCUUGGACAUGUUCGUUGCAGGAACCGACACUGGAUCUAUAGCUUUGGAAUGGACCAUGGCAGAGCUUGCAAAGAAUCCACAUGUGAUGGAAAAAGCUCAAGCAGAGGUAAGAAGAGUGGUAGGAAGAAAAGCAAAGGUGGAAGAGGACGACCUUGUUCACAUGGAUUACUUGAAAUCCAUAAUCAAGGAAGCACUACGUUUACACCCUCCAGCGCCCUUGUUAAUUCCCCAUGAAUCCACAACAAGCGUGACACUGCAAGGGUACCAUAUCUCUGCAAAAACAAAGGUCCUGAUCAAUGCAUGGGCCAUCGGAAGGGACCCCAAAUCAUGGGAAAAUGCUGAUGAGUUUCUUCCUGAGAGAUUCACCAACAACCCAAUUGAUUUCAGAGGUCAAGAUUUUCAAUUAAUACCAUUUGGGGCAGGUAGGAGAAGUUGCCCUGGAAUGCCAUUUGUCAUCUCCACCAUGGAACUUGCUCUUGCCAACCUUUUAUAUUGGUUUGAUUGGGAGUUGCCUGGUGGGGCAAAAAAUGAAGAUCUAGACAUGAGUGAAGUUCCGGGUAUCGUUGUCCACAUGAAAUUCCCUCUUCAACUGGUCCCAAUAUAUCACUUUUCUUCUUAAAGAUGAUCGUAUGUUAUUAAAUUCUACUCCAUCAGAUUGUACUCCUCAAUCAGAGGGGAAUAGCUGGGGUUUCUUCUACUCUGAUACCAUAUUGCAAGAGAUAUUAGAGUUCUAAAGGUUCUCCAAUCCUCUUCUUUAUUUAUAGAAAAAGAAAAAACUGGCAAGGAGCUAUGUUGGUGGUUACACCCA
Molecule: messenger RNA, 1880 nt
Organism: Magnolia sinica
Lineage: Eukaryota; Viridiplantae; Streptophyta; Magnoliopsida; Magnoliales; Magnoliaceae
Product: cytochrome P450 71A1-like
Exons: 2
Coding region: 159-1691 (510 amino acids)
Molecular function (GO): monooxygenase activity; heme binding; iron ion binding
Source: RefSeq, a predicted model, not a curated record